This is a messenger RNA of Dioscorea cayenensis subsp. rotundata (Guinea yam), 3096 nucleotides long. RefSeq lists its product as uncharacterized. NCBI's taxonomy places the organism in Eukaryota, Viridiplantae, Streptophyta, Magnoliopsida, Dioscoreales, Dioscoreaceae. The coding region runs from base 130 to 2811 and encodes 893 amino acids. The record is from RefSeq and is a predicted model, not a curated record. The transcript is spliced from 13 exons. Gene Ontology annotation, molecular function: protein binding.
AGCUCCGGGUUAUCGGGUAUGUGAUAUCGGAUCCAAACUAGAAUCCGAUAGCUAAAACCCUUCUUAUCCCCUGCUUCUUAAUUCUUAUCCAUUUCUCUUUUUCCGUCUCCGUUGGAGAGAGCGUCUCCAAUGGCGUUGCUGCUAUUCUCUACGCCCAAAUUCCCAUCUUUUACGCCUCCUUCCUCUCCGAGACCUCUCCAGAGAGUCCUCACAGUACGAGCUGUGUCCACGUCGGGGCGGAAGAGCAGGAAGAAGAAGCAGUCGAGAGAUGAGGAGUCUCCCUCUUCUUUUUCUCCCUAUACGAGUGCUGCUGUCUCUGCGAUGGAGAAAGGGCUGAGGUUCACGUUCAUGGAGGAAUUGAUGCUACGAGCGCGGAAUCGCGACUCUGCGGGAGUUUCAAGCGUUAUCUAUGACAUGAUUGCCGCGGGGCUCACUCCCGGGCCGCGUUCUUUCCACGGUCUCAUUGUCUCCCACGCUCUUGACGGCGAUGAGGAGGGCGCGAUGCACUCAUUGCGGAGGGAGUUGAGUGCAGGACUGCGUCCUCUUCAUGAGACUUUUGUUGCUCUUGUUCGGUUGUUUGGAUCCAAAGGUCUUGCAGUCAGGGGAAUGGAAAUUCUUGCUGCCAUGGAAAAGCUGAAGUUUGAUAUUCGCAAGGCUUGGCUAGUUCUAGUGGAGGAAUUGGUCAGGCACCGAUAUUUGGCAGAGGCCAAUAGUGUGUUUCUAAAGGGAGCUCAAGGAGGAUUGAAAGCUACUGAUGAAAUUUAUGAUCUUUUAAUUGAGGAAGAUUGUAAAGCUGGUGAUCAUUCAAAUGCUCUUACAAUUGCUUAUGAAAUGGAGUCUGCAGGGAGAAUGGCAACCACAUUUCAUUUUAAUUGUCUUCUUAGUGUACAGGCUACUUGUGGAAUACCGGAAAUAGCUUUUACCACUUUUGAGAACAUGGAAUAUGGUGGUGAAGAUUUUAUGAAACCUGAUACAGACACUUAUAAUUGGGUGAUCCAGGCAUACACUAGGGCUGAAUCCUAUGACAGGGUACAAGAUGUGGCUGAGUUACUGGGAAUGAUGGUUGAAGAUCACAAACGUUUGCAACCCAAUGUGAAAACCUAUGCGGUGCUGGUGGAAUGCUUUACCAAAUAUUGUGUUGUCAAUGAAGCAAUCCGUCAUUUUCGUGCCCUUAAGAACUUUCCUGGGGGCACAACAGUUCUGCAUAAUGAAGGAAACUUUGGAGAUCCACUCUCUCUGUAUCUUCGAGCUUUGUGUCGGGAAGGAAGGAUAGUGGAGAUGCUUGAAGCUUUAGAAGCAAUGGCUGAAGACAAGCAACCUAUUCCACCUAGAGCAAUGAUUUUGAGCAGAAAAUAUCGUUCACUUGUAAGCUCGUGGAUAGAGCCUAUGCAAGAAGAAGCUGAUAUUGGGAAAGAAAUUGAUUACAUUGCCAGAUAUAUUGAGGAAGGAGGGCUCACAGGAGAUCGCAAAAGGUGGGUUCCACGGCAAGGGAAAACACCACUAGACCCUGAUGCUGCUGGAUUUGCUUAUUCAAAUCCAAUUGAAAAUUCUUUCAAACAACGUUGUCUUGAAGAAGUGAAGAUCUACCAUCGUAAACUCCUGCAGACUUUAAGGAAUGAAGGACCUUCUAUUUUAGGUGAUGUAUCAGAAGAUGAUGUUAUUCGAGUGGUGGAGAGACUAAAAAAGAUUAUUAAAGGACCUAACAAUAAUGUAUUAAAACCUAAGGCUGCUAGCAAAAUGGUAGUCUCCGAGUUAAAAGAAGAAUUAGAAGCACAAGGAUUGCCUAUUGAUGGGACUAGACAAGUUUUAUACCAACGAGUGCAAAAAGCGCGAAGGAUAAACCGAUCACGUGGUAGACCACUUUGGGUUCCUCCUGUGGAAGAGGAAGAAGAAGAGGUAGAUGAAGAAUUAGAUGAACUAAUAUCACGGAUUAAACUUGAAGAUGGGAAUACAGAGUUCUGGAAAAGCCGUUUCCUUGGUGAAGGCUUAAAUAAUGUUCCUAAUAACCAAACUGAAGUAGAAAAUUCUGAUUCAUCAGAUAUGUUGGAUGAUGAUGGUGAUGAAGGGGAGGAUGCCUCUAAAGAAACAGAAGAUGAUGAGGUAGAUGAAGAGGAAGAAGUUGAACAACAGGAGGAAGAAGUCGAACAAACUGAAAACCAAGCUGUUGAUAGUAUUAAAGACAAGGAAGCUCAAAGAUUGAAGCCUCUUCAAAUGAUUGGAGUUCAGUUGUUAAAGGAUUUUGACCCAACAGCUACUUCUUCAAGCAAAUCACGAAGGAGAACUCCCCGUGUAUCACCUGAGGAGGAUGAAGAUGAUGACUGGUUCCCACUGGAUCCAUAUGAGGCUUUUAAGGAGAUGAGAGAGAGAAGAAUCUUUGAUGUGUCAGAUAUGUACACCAUUGCUGAUGCAUGGGGAUGGACUUGGGAGAAAGAGUUGAAGAAGAGAGUUCCAAGGAAAUGGUCACAAGAAUGGGAGGCUGAGUUGGCUAUCAAAGUUAUGCACAAGGUGAUCGAAUUGGAUGGGAAACCAACCAUUGAGGACUGCGCUAUGGUACUUCGUGCUGCUAUAAGAGCUCCUCUGCCUUCGGCUUUUUUGGUAAUCUUGCGUACAACGCAUGGACUUGGUUAUAUUUUUGGAAGCCGCUUGUACGAUGAGGUGAUCACGCUUUGCCUUGAUCUUGGAGAACUAGAUGCGGCCGUUGCAAUUGUUGCGGAUAUGGAAACAAGUGGAAUCACAGUUCCAGAUGAGACACUCGACAAAGUUCUCUCUGCAAAACAGAAUGGAGAUUCAAACCCAGAAGAUUCCUCCUGACAGUCCGAAUAACUUCAUUUUUCGCCUCCGGUUCAGGAGAAACAUAAUCUGAAACAUUGUUACUUCAUUCUCCUCACAUUUUAGCGCUGCAAUGUAGCCUUGGCUGAAGGAGAAGAACAAAGAGUUGAAGAUCAAGCUUUUCUCGGAAAUUAGCAUGGUUUGUGAAGAGGUUAAGUUCUUUGAUUGACGAUGUUCAUGCAUGAUCGAUUUCAAAGACACAUUCUUGUAUCAGGUACUAAACAUAACUUUAUUUGAAAUACUAAUUUUGAUCUCUUGUGUAUGUCA